Centropristis striata (black sea bass) is the source of this 4166-nucleotide messenger RNA. RefSeq lists its product as uncharacterized. NCBI's taxonomy places the organism in Eukaryota, Metazoa, Chordata, Actinopteri, Perciformes, Serranidae. Gene Ontology annotation, biological process: DNA recombination; DNA integration. The transcript is spliced from 9 exons. Gene Ontology annotation, molecular function: DNA binding. Bases 396 to 3746 code for a protein of 1116 amino acids. The record is from RefSeq and is a predicted model, not a curated record.
UGAAAAAAUAAGCGGAAGUUGUUAUUUUAAGCGGAAGUCUUGUGUUGUAGAGAGGUAAACAAACCAAACGGCUACUAGUUCCGAUAAUGUUCACAGACGCCGAACUCGUCGUGUUUAAACAUUUUUACUGAAAAAUGUUGUUUUUUCCAUUCAGACACACUUGUUCCCCGCGUGUUAAUUUUGGAGUCGCUGUCAUUUCUUCGAGUUAUUAACGAAAUUUCACAACCAAUCAUUAAUGCUAACAGCUAGCUAAUCAGUGUAGUUAGCUGAAGAAAUGGGACACCACGCUGUGAAGAUACGUUAAGUCGACGUGCACAUGACAGCAGCGAGUUAGUUCUACCUGCCUGUGCUCACCUGCCCUGACUCCAAGCAACAAACCCUGAUGGUUAUGGAUAAUGAUGGAUAACCUUACAACAAAUAAAAGCCACAUAUCCUGUCAGUCGUGGGCAGGUCAGAUUGGCUGGUCUGCUAUUUCAACUCAAGGAUCCGUCCUCAACCCACAGCCCGGCUCUCAGCAUGUCAGCCUGGGCUCGUCUUCUGACCAGAGACCCUCCUACGACCAGCUGCUGUCGUCCAAUCAGAGCUGCAUGAGCGACCUCAGCUCCUUAUCGUCCAGGAACAAAACUCAUCCUUCUGCUCUGUACAAAACAUCCCACAUUAGCAGCAAUCCGUCAUCCAACACACUGUUUGCCAACACUGCUAUCCCGAGUGCCUCUCACAUUAUUUCCUUUGCCCAGCAAAGCUCCCACACUUCAUCAACGCUGCUCACUGCAAACCUAGGAAAAAUUAUAUCCCCACCACCUCUUCCACAAACAAACCAAGCUCCACAGCCCUGUAGGCCCCAACACCUACCUUACAAAACGCCAUUUCAACCUCCAUUAAUCAAUCAGAGUUUACCAAAUGGAUUGCAAGAUCUGCCUAUUAGCCUGCCAUCAUGUGGGCAGCGUGCAAGUACAUCCCAAGCUACUUUUGAAGGAGUAAAUGAGGAGUUUGCGGGGUACACUCACAGUCAUGCCUCAUCCACUUCUCAGGAGCAGCGUCAGUGGAUAUCACCAUCACACUGCAGGGGAGCUGUGAACGAGUCGGUCCCUAAUGCAGCGUCUCCUUCUAACAAAGAGCCAAUGGAAGAGGGAAACAUUGGUCUAUCGGACAAUAACGAGAUUCAACGUUUGGUGCUUUUACAUCAGCGUGAACAACUUCUUAAACAAGUGGCAGAGUUGGACAAACUUCUGGGAACGAUGCCUGCAGAGGAUGAUUCAUCUGAGCAAAAUAUGACAAAAGAUGCACAGCGGGUUCGGCUGUCUGGAAAGAAGUCAAAGUCACGUCUUUACGCAGAUUGUUCAUCACCUGAAUCUUAUGAUGUACAAAGUGAAACCUGUGAUUCACCGGACGAUCCAAUGUCGGCUGCAGAACAAGAGAAAAAAGGAAAUGCGUCAGCCGGGUCAGAGGAAGAAAGUGAUCCUGACUACUUUCCACACAGUGAUAGUGACUUCUCUGAUUUCCUGUCUGACCCUGAAGAGGGCUCUUCAGAUGAUUCCAGUCUCAGCACGCCCUCCAUCCCGACAGCCGAUACACCUUCUCUGCCAGUAAAAACAAGGGCUAAAUUAGCAAGUUCCUUGUCUAAGGACAACCCUGUCGGUGGUUUAAAACGGAUACGUGCAGCCAAUCAGAGGAGGUCUUCUGCAACUUUAGUGUCGCCAAGUUCAAAUUCUAAAACGCACCGUGUUUAUGACAGGAGGAAUUAUUGCGUGUUUUGCUCUAAGCCAAUGUCCAAGAUGGCACGACACCUCGAGAGGAUCCACAGCGACAAAACGGAGGUCGCAGCCGCGUUCCAGUUUCCCAAAAAUUCCAAAGAGAGACAAAAGAUCUGGAACAGACUCAUAAAUCAAGGAAACUUUGCUCACAAUAAAGAUGUCUUGAAAACGGGGGAAGGCGAACUCGCCGUCCGAAAGAGGCCAAGCAAAACUAAGAAAGCCCAAGACUUCCUUCAUUGUCUUUACUGUCGAGGCCUUUAUGGGAAAAAAGCUUUACCCAGACACAUGAAGUCGUGCCCGGAGAGAAAGGGCAAUGAAAAUGAAUGUGAGAUCGGAAGAAAGCGCAUCGCAGUCCGGUGCGUGCUUGAAUCUUUGGAAGACCUCGGCGUGACUGACGGCUUUAAGAGCGUUCUGUCCCAGAUGAAGUACGACGACGUGACCCAAGCGGUCAUGGACGACGAGGUAAUCCUGCAGUUCGGUGAGCUCCUGUACAACCAGCACGGGUCGGAUGUGAAGAAGCACGAUUACAUAAGACAAAACCUUCGUCAGAUAGCGAGGCUUGUGCUCGAAGCUCAAAAAAUAACGCCUCUGAAGAAACUGGAGGACUUCUUUCUCCCCUCGAGCUUCCCGCACGUGGUGUCUGCAGUGAACGUCCUCGCGGGCUACAAUCCAGGAAACAAAACGUACACCAUCCCUUCACUGGCCAUCAAGCUUGGCUACCACCUCCAGAAGACCUGUAGUAUUGUCGAGGAUAACGCAGUGAAGUGCGGUGAUGAAAGCUUGGCAGAGUCUGCGCGAAACUUCCUCUCCGUGUACCAGAAAGAGUGGAACAAGCUCAUUUCUGCAGGUGCCUUAACAACGCUCAGAGAAACCAAAUCGCACACAGACAAGAAGGUGCCGUUUGCUAAAGACGUGAAGCUCUUGAAUUCCCACAUGGAGAAUGUUCAUCUUCUUGCAGAAAAAAACCUCAGAGAAACCCCUUCUGCAGAAACCUACGGCGCUCUGUCAAGGGUGAUCCUGUCUCGGACGAUACUUUUCAACAGGAGAAGACCCGGAGAAGUGUCGGCGUUGCAGCUGACCGCUUUUAUGUCUCGGAAAAAGUCAAACUUGUAUGAUGGCAUGGACAUAUCCGUCUCAGAUCUGGAAAAACAAAUGUGCGUGUUCUUCACUAGAGUUGACAUACGAGGGAAGUGUGGGAGAAUGGUCCCUGUUUUGUUUAAAGAAUCGUUCGUGUCAGCUUUGGAGCUUCUCAUAAAGGUCCGUGAGACGUGUGGCGUCCCCGGUAAGAACCCCUUCCUGUUCGGACGACCUCAUGCGAUGUCUGCCUACAAUGGGUCAGAGUGCAUCCAAAAGUAUGUCAAAGAGUGUGGAGCUGAAGAGCCUGAAGCGCUGACCUCCACCAAGCUCCGGAAGCAUUACGCAACAAUGCUGUUGGUGAUGAACCUGGAUGAGAAUGAGGCAGACCAGAUUUGGGGCCCAAAUAACCAAGUCCGAAGACUGCGUCAGGACGGCAGCAUGCAGCAGGGAGAUGUUGAAAUGGUCUACGAUGAGCGGGGGCAACACGUUGCCUCGUGGGAUCACAGUGAGUUUCCUGAUGCUCGCUUUGGACCAGCAGUGUUUUAUCAUGAACACACACACGGAGCAGCAACAGGCUCCAGGAUGACUGAACCUCCAACAUCUGCCGACUCAGGCAAAAAAGGCUCCCAAAAUAAGCACAAAUGGGAUGAAGCGGAGGUUCUCGCUGUUGAAAGACACCUGAUGCAUUUAAUUCAAGAGCACAAGGUGCCUCAGAAAAACGACUGCAUUCAGUGUCUUGAGGCCGAGCCGGAAGCUCUGAGGAGCCGCUCGUGGAAAGGUGUGAAGGACUACGUCAGAAACAGGAUCACUGCCCUGAAGAGACAAAGCGGGACGUACAAGGUGGAAUCCACGAACAGUAACUGCUCUUGGCAGGAGGAACCACAGCAGAGUGCUGCACACUUUCACCAGUUAUAGACGGGAUACUUUGUUGAUGGCAAAAUCUGUUUUGCUUCACUGUUCGCCUUCCGUUUUCAUCUGUUCCUCUUUCUCAUUUCACUCGUUCCGUCUGCUUCUCUAAUGCAACAUGGUGAGCGUUUACUUCCAUAACAAUGGCCAAGAAUAGAUUGUUAAUUGAUCAUUUUUAUGGUUUGCAGUUAUUCUGCAGUUGCUAUCACUCUUACUGUGUAUGAUAGCAGUAUUAUAUCUUUAACUGUUAUGUGGACAGAGACAGCUCAUACAUGUACAUAAUGAGGAAUAUUUUGUUUAAUUAGCUCAUGGAGAAUUAGUACGUUUUGGAGCUGUUAGUUUACUUCUGUAACCAAGUCUUCUGGUAUACUUUAAUUUGUUAUUCUCUUUGCUAUACUGUAUUUUGUACCAAUAAAGGGUCAAAAUUAA